UCGAAUUCUCUCCCUUGAUGCUUUACGACGGUGUCGGGCUAAUUUCAACACUCUAAAUAUUUAUCCCCUAGCAAAUACCUGGUAGUCUUGAAGUAUCCUUUGUUGAUAACAACAAAAAACACUAAACAUGUUGCAAAUCAUUUUAAAAAAAAUGUUUUCAUAUACCAUAUAACCUAAGUUGUUCAACAUUUCCCUUAGAUUAUUUUAAUACUUUAUGCGGAAUUCGUUUCAGUAUUUAGAAGGAAGACGUGUGUCCUUUCGUUUAUUCGGCUAAAUCUUUCCUAAAUGAUAAGAUACUAAUUUAGUAAUAUAAAACGCGAUAUAGAUAUAUCUAUUGCCAACUAUUUGACAGCAAACCCUCAAAAUAUGCAUUCUGAGCUCUCUCUAUAAGGUUAACCAACUUUCAGCCAUAGUUUGUUCAGUGAUAACGAAAAACUUUGAAGCUAUUUGGACCGUUUCAACCGCCGAAAAUGAAGGUGGCCAUUUUGACAAAUGCAAGGCGGAUAGACGACGGAACAACAUAGGAUAUAUUAUGGAUCUUAACGAUUGCUGUAAAAGACGUCGGGUUGUUGUUGACCUGUCUGAGGGCAGUAAGACAAUGUUAAAGGAGGCAGUUCUCCAGCUUGUUACUUACCAUCAAGAUCCAGACAAAGUCUUCAACGAGACAACAAGCAUGCUGCACAGAGAAACUACCCAGGACUCCGCGGCGAUCCUGUGUUCGUCUCUCCAGGGUCUUGCUCCUUGUUCUUUAACUACUUCAGACUUUCGUGCAACAGAAGCAUGUGCCAAUAAACUUCUUGAUAUUGUGAGACGAAGCAGGGCAACAAAAACCCUCUGCAGCACUAUGCAGGAUGAGGUUACUGCUGUGGUUAUGCUGACAAAACACUUGAUGGAGAAUCAAAACCUGCAGACACUAAGAUUCUACAAUCUUCUUUGUAAAGAGAGUUGUCUACCCUUGGAAGUAAUCUGGUCACUACAUGAAGCUGGUGUGAUGAAUGUGGAAGCUUAUCUAUCUUUUAAACAGGAUGAGAAAUCUUUUGUGGAGGUGGUGGUGCAACAGAUAUUUGACCGACUUGAAGUUAAACAACAUGACAAGUUUAGCCUGGAAAGUCUUAUAAAUCACAUAUCCCAGCUUGCCUUCCCAGGAAAAACUGACCCUGAGAAAUUGCCACUGAAAAAGUUCGCCAAUGUGAUAUUGGAUUCCGUAAUAUUGAAGCUUGUUGACACUAUGACAGCAGACAGUAAGCCUGUGAGACUGCCCGUGGCCUCGGUUCAACAGGGACACAACUCAGACGGCAUGAGGAAACAGUAUGGUCAUGUCAUCAACCUCAUUCUCACACAUCGACCUACCACAGCCAGAUCAGCAUUCAGUGUCCAGACAGACCUGACCUACCCCCGAUCUCCUCCUCUUCUUGUCACCAUGUUCAAACAGCUACUAUUGGUGUUUGAUGUUGAGGAAGUGGUUGAAAUCCUUCGACAGAUACAGGAUCGACCAAUCAACUGGCCCCAUCUACUCACUCUGGUCUCCACGUUUAUUGUGUGUCUACCCACAGCCACGAACUGUCUCUUCGGUAAAUAA
Mizuhopecten yessoensis (Yesso scallop) is the source of this 1579-nucleotide messenger RNA. RefSeq names its product Fanconi anemia group A protein homolog. The coding region runs from base 533 to 1579 and encodes 348 amino acids. The record is from RefSeq and is a predicted model, not a curated record. Lineage: Eukaryota; Metazoa; Mollusca; Bivalvia; Pectinida; Pectinidae. Gene Ontology annotation, cellular component: Fanconi anaemia nuclear complex. The transcript is spliced from 12 exons. Gene Ontology annotation, biological process: interstrand cross-link repair.